Macrosteles quadrilineatus (aster leafhopper) is the source of this 1681-nucleotide messenger RNA. RefSeq names its product surfeit locus protein 6 homolog (gene Surf6). Gene Ontology annotation, cellular component: nucleolus. Bases 292 to 1596 code for a protein of 434 amino acids. The transcript is spliced from 4 exons. Gene Ontology annotation, biological process: ribosomal large subunit biogenesis; ribosomal small subunit biogenesis. NCBI's taxonomy places the organism in Eukaryota, Metazoa, Arthropoda, Insecta, Hemiptera, Cicadellidae. The record is from RefSeq and is a predicted model, not a curated record. Gene Ontology annotation, molecular function: DNA binding; RNA binding.
CUAUAUCAAUUUGAGGUUAGAAUGCAUUCCUAACCUAGAAUAUCAACCUGGGUUCUGAAUUUCCUUGUAUCAAGUGUUAUCGGAUAUUCUGUGUGUGUAUGGAUGAUAGGAAGAUUAAUAUUGUUUUGGUAUACAUAAUGACUGUCCAAUGUUUUAGUGGUCAGGCCACAGUCACAUAUUUUGUCUGAAUUCUGCUAGUGUUCUAUCGGACGCACAUUUUCAAAAAGUAAACAAGGUGAAAUUUAACUUCAUCGUUGUUCCAGUUGUAUCAUAUUCUGAAAAAUCUAUAAUAUGGCCAAAGUUAAUAUGGUAAACAGUACUGAAAUUGACAGCGAAGCCGUUGUUAAGCAUGCCAAGAAGCAGUCGAAAAAGUCCAAGCCAAGGCCUACUACUAAAUUAGGGUCUAAGAAGAUUGAAACAAAUAUUAUGAAACCUCAUCAACAGCUAUGCAAGAAAAAAGAUAUUGUAAAUAUCAUCAAAAGUGAACAUAAUUUUAUAUCAAGUUUGUUCGACAUUUUAGAUUUGUCUAAAUUAAACCAAGGAAGGAGAAACGACAGUGAUGAAGAGGAUAAUGGCGAUGACUUCCUAUUGGCAGACAUCCCAGAACAGAAAGUGUUCAAAAAACAAACGCAGAAGAAGAACUCUCAAGUUGGUGUGAAAAACAAAGCUUUCCCAAGUACUGUUGAAGGUUUAGAAAAAGAGCUUGCUGAGUUGAAAGGAACGCCAAUGACUUACCACAAGAAGUUGCGCAAAAAAGGACUCCAAACAAGACUUUUAAAAAAGAAAAGAAAGGAACACCUAAAACUUAGAAAAGCUGCUUUGAAAUCAGCAAAGAAAAAUAAAUCUGCUGUCAAUGGUUUAUCAAAAUCCAAACCGAUUCUUAAUAGUGAUGGAAAUGUAGUGUCCAAUAAAUUUGAUUUUGCUGAUACAGACAUCAAGAAAGAAAGCAAAAAGAAACCAGGAGCUGUAAAUAAUGAAACACAUGGUAGUCAAUCACUUGUACUUCCUAAUGGUAGUUUGAGAGAAAACUUUAAAAACAAAACUAAAUUGGAUUCAAAUAAAAGCAGUGAUUCCCCAGUCAAGAAAGAAAAUACUUCAGAAACUAUAAAAACAGAAAUGAAUUCUAAUGAACAAUCUAAAAACAAACCUAUCUUUAAUAAAGAUAACAAAAUUGUGUUUAGCAAAAUUUACAUGCCUGAAAAUCAUAAAAAAACAAAAAGAGAGUCCAAGAAUAAAAACCCAAAAAAGAUUUUGGAAAAAUUAAAAGAGGAAACUAAAAAGAUCUCUGAAAUUGCAAAAGAAGACAAAGAAAAGGCAGAUUCUUUGAAAGAAAAAAGCAAAUGGGCAACAGCUUUAAAACGAGCAAGUGGAGAAAAGGUUAAAGAUGAUCCAGAACUGCUGAGAAAAAGUAUAGCAAGAGAAAAGAACAAAAAGAUGAGAAGUCAGAAAAAGUGGAAGGCGAGAAUUGAUCAUGUGGAGAAAGAAAAACAGGAGAAACAGAAGAAGAGGAAAGAGAAUAUUCAAGCAAGAAAAACUGAUAAGAAAAAGAAGAAGAUGAAAAAAGCAAUUAAGAAAGGAAGUUAUGUUCCGCUGUAAUUAAAAAUGUAAAGUCUGAAUUUAAUUUUUGUGUUCACUGUACAAUUCACCUUUUUGUAAAUUAAAACAUGAAAGAUUGCCAGAA